AUGGCGCGGCGUGUCGUGAGGGGGCUGCUGCUGCUGGAGGCGGCGGGGCUGCUCGGCGCCCUCCUGCUCUACCGCGCCAUGGACCGCAGCCAAGGUGCGGAGAGGGGAGGCUCCUCCGCGCGGGGGCCGCCGGCGGUGCCCGCGGAGCACCGCGCACCGCCCGGGUUUUGUAAGGAAAUCCUGCCUUGUUGGCGUCAGGAGUUCGGCUUGGGUGAGUGCGGGUACGCAGGGGUGGCUUGUUGGGCGCACCCCCGAGGAUAUACCUCUGAAGAACGAGCUGCUACUGUAGUUUUACAAACCCAAGCCCGCGAGCAAUCCUUCGGGAGGCAGCACGCGACCACACCAGGAGCAAAGCCGACUCUUGCAUGUUUUUGUAGUAACAGCAGCGGGCCAGAUUUCAGAUACACAAUGCAGAAGAGGUUUCCAUCAGUUCUGGAAGUUUAUUACAAAUCCAAUGAGUGGUCUGGAAUUCAUGGCAUAAGGGAGAAUGACCAAAUGACAUGGUUAAGCAGCAAGAACUGAACCCUCUGUGCCUGAACUGUUUCUUCUUUUUGAUGAUGCUUUUCACAUCCCUGUUGUGAAGCCACUUGUCACGCUCUAUUUCCCACUGGAUCUGUUUGACAUCUGUAGGAGGCAAGGUGAGAAAUAGGGAGCCGAUGGAUACCUCUGACCAUGAUGUGGCAUACAGAUGAAUCAUGUUAAAGUUAAAAGUUGACUGCUGUAUUUAUAAAUGUUAAUAAAGUGCAAACUGCCUUUUUUUUUUUGAGAAA
Corvus hawaiiensis (hawaiian crow) is the source of this 770-nucleotide messenger RNA. RefSeq names its product CEBPZ opposite strand (gene CEBPZOS). NCBI's taxonomy places the organism in Eukaryota, Metazoa, Chordata, Aves, Passeriformes, Corvidae. The coding region runs from base 1 to 522 and encodes 173 amino acids. The record is from RefSeq and is a predicted model, not a curated record. The transcript has 5 exons.